GGUAUUUAAAACUAUCUACUCUUUCUAAGGAGGUUCAAUUUUAAUCUGCGGUAUAGAAGCAAACGAUUUGAAGUUGAACAAUACAAAAAUAUCUGUGACGCUGUUUCGUUUCGGUCUUGGCGCUCUUGCCUUACGCUUCAUUAAGUUUAACAGGAGCUAAGAAAAACAUUGAUUUCUCUUCCUGAAUUUUAACAAAGCGUGCUGUGUGUAAUUAUUCGUUAAACAAACUGAUUUCAUUCAAGUUAAACGAAUAAAAAUGUCUUCAGACUUCUAUAUUCGUUACUAUGUCGGACACAAAGGAAAGUUUGGUCACGAAUUUUUAGAAUUCGAAUUCCGCCCCGAUGGCAAACUCCGGUACGCAAAUAAUUCUAAUUACAAAAAUGAUACAAUGAUUCGUAAAGAAGCAUAUGUUCAUCCUUGCGUGAUGGAAGAACUCAAAAGGAUUAUAGUAGACUCAGAAAUAAUGCACGAAGACGACCGGCUAUGGCCACAACCAGACCGAGUGGGGAGACAGGAGUUGGAGAUAGUUAUAGGGGAAGAACACAUUUCCUUCACAACAUCUAAAACAGGAUCCUUGGUUGAUGUAAAUCAGUCUCGAGAUCCAGAAGGCCUCCGUGGUUUUUAUUAUCUGGUUCAAGAUCUUAAAUGUCUAGUAUUUUCCCUCAUUGGUCUUCACUUCAAGAUCAAACCUAUUUAAGUGUCUGACUAUAAGAGUAAUAAAAAUUUGAGUAAUAAGA
Messenger RNA from Trichoplusia ni (cabbage looper), 737 nucleotides. RefSeq names its product protein mago nashi homolog. Gene Ontology annotation, biological process: RNA splicing. The record is from RefSeq and is a predicted model, not a curated record. Gene Ontology annotation, cellular component: catalytic step 2 spliceosome; exon-exon junction complex; nucleus. Lineage: Eukaryota; Metazoa; Arthropoda; Insecta; Lepidoptera; Noctuidae. The transcript is spliced from 2 exons. Bases 257 to 697 code for a protein of 146 amino acids.